CCAAACAUUAACAUUGUACAGAUUGUAUAAUUUAAAUUUAAUUCGGUUAAUUUAUAAAACGUUAAGGUGUCGCCACAUUAGCUUGAGAAAAUAUGCAACAAAAAUACUCUCGCCCAAGUGGCGAAUCGUCCGUAUACCUAAUACCUAUAUACCUAUAUAUAUAUAUAUGUCGCUAUGGCUCCAGUUCCACAUUGCAUCCAAUGGCUCGAGAGCAUAGUCUGCUGUCUGAUGUAUGUUGGACGUUGGAACUGGAAAAUGCAAGGUAAAAAUAGUUAAUGAGACGACGGGAAAGUGGAAAGUGCACCGUGCAGUAAUAACAAGGUGAGGCUCGUCUUAGCAAGUUAUUCAAGGCGUCGGGGUCGUUUCUACGGAGUAUAUACUUAUAGACGACACAACCAUCAUAACCUUAUUCUGCCGUGGAAAAAUCACUUGUUGGCUGUGACAGCUGCUGUCGGAAGCCCAUGUAAACAUGAUAAAAAAUUGAAUUUGUUUACCCACACGGAGCACGAGAGUAACGUUCCUGGAACUUAUCCGCUGGUCGACGUUCUUCGCUGCUUCGCAUAUAGACCUGCGAACGCGCGAGAAAGAGAAAAAGUAUAUAGGUAUCUACGUUCGUUCGACAUUAGAAUUAAAAAACAAAACCUGUGAAGGAUGACAAUGGGCGAUGAGGCUCCAGUUACAUCACUUGUUCUUCCAGUAAUACUCAGCCCUAUUUUGACGAAGUUGGAAAGGCAGAAUGUAGCGGCUGCUCAGGCACUUCGUAAGGCAAUAUCAAAUGCAGAAUUCAAUCAUCCUGGCCUUAGCUAUGACAUGGUGUUGGGUCUUAUUCGCCGAGCAGAUCUCAACUUGGACAUGAAUGAAAGCGUACUUCGUUUGCAAGGAGUUGCAUCUGAUAGUGAAGUUGUUGAGCCUCGUUCUUCACGCUCAGAAAAUGCAUUCCAAGAGCUCAAUCGAAAGUCAACUUCCUUGAAAAGGAUAUUGAGUAGGAUUCCUGAUGAAAUAACUGACCGUAAGACAUUCCUCGAGACAAUUAAAGAAAUUGCCAGCGCCAUUAAAAAGUUAUUAGAUGCUGUGAAUGAGGUUACAGGAUAUAUACCAGGCUCUGCAGGAAAGCAGGCACUGGAUCAACGCAAGAGAGAAUUUGUAAAAUACAGUAAGCGUUUCAGCAACACUCUGAAAGAGUACUUCAAAGAGGGACAGGCUAAUGCAGUAUUUGUAAGCGCUUUGUACUUGAUUCUCCAAACAAAUAUGAUUAUGUUUACAGUAGAGGUGUACGAAUAGAGUAUUAUAAUAAUUAUUGCAAUGUAUUAUUAUUAGAGAUGUGCGAUUUUAUUAACAAAUGACGUUUUUACGUAUAAUAUACGUUUAAUGAAACCAUUAAAAAUGAUUCUUUUCUUUCAUAGUAUGAUUUAUAAAAACGAUUUUGCAUUCCAAAAAAAGAUAAAAAAACGGAACAUGUACAGUCUUUGUUUAAUAAGAAGAAAUAAAAAUAUUUUAUUGAUAA
Nasonia vitripennis (jewel wasp) is the source of this 1504-nucleotide messenger RNA. RefSeq names its product programmed cell death protein 10 (gene Ccm3). Gene Ontology annotation, cellular component: FAR/SIP/STRIPAK complex; Golgi apparatus. Lineage: Eukaryota; Metazoa; Arthropoda; Insecta; Hymenoptera; Pteromalidae. Gene Ontology annotation, molecular function: protein kinase binding. The transcript is spliced from 5 exons. The coding region runs from base 652 to 1281 and encodes 209 amino acids. Gene Ontology annotation, biological process: regulation of Golgi organization; positive regulation of MAP kinase activity. The record is from RefSeq and is a predicted model, not a curated record.